Molecule: messenger RNA, 2206 nt
Organism: Amaranthus tricolor (Joseph's coat)
Lineage: Eukaryota; Viridiplantae; Streptophyta; Magnoliopsida; Caryophyllales; Amaranthaceae
Product: fasciclin-like arabinogalactan protein 17
Exons: 3
Coding region: 259-1680 (473 amino acids)
Source: RefSeq, a predicted model, not a curated record
CAUCUUCCUCCACGUCACCAUCUCAUUUUGUUUUUCAUUUUGCUUUUCAUUUUUCAUUAAUACAACCGCAAAACCAAACUGAGCCGACACUCCUUCUACCAAACCAUAGUUAAAACCUCUGUUUCUCUCUCUUAUUUCUCCGCGUUUUCUUCUUCUUCUUCUUCCUCCUCCUCCAUUAAUCAUUCUUCACAACCUUCACAUUUUCCCCAUUUUCUCUCUCCUACACCCUCCAUUGAAAGAUCUAAAACCUUUUCUGCCAUGGGUGGAAUUCACAUCUAUGGCUGUCUCAUACUAUUCACUAUCUUAUCAUUAUCCGCCAUUAACGAUGCUUUACCUGCUCGUCCUGCUAAAAUACCACCCUCAACAACAAUGUCAAGUUCUUCUUCUACGAGUCAAGUGAAUUCUAACUCGGUUCUUGUUGCAUUACUUGACUCACAUUAUACUGAGUUAGCUGAACUCGUUGAGAAAGCUCUUCUUCUACAAAAGCUUGAAGAUGUUGUUGGGCACAAGAAUAUAACUGUAUUCGCUCCAAAGAAUGAAGCUUUAGAGCGUGAUUUAGACCCGGAAUUUAAACGCUUUUUACUUGAACCCGGGAAUCUUCACUCUCUUCAAACUUUACUUCUAUUCCAUUUUAUUCCUGUCAGAGUUAACUCAGACGAGUGGCCGAGUCAUAACUCGGAAGGUAUCCACCACGUUACAUUGUCCAAUGAUAAACUCCAUUUAUACCAACAUAAAAAAUCCGGGGAGAAAACCGUGGAUCUUGCUAAAAUUAUUCGACCCAAUGAUGUGGUCCGACCCGAUGGUGUGAUCCAUGGAAUUGAGAGACUGUUGGUCCCACAAUCUGUUUUGGAAGACUUCAACCGCCGUCGUAACCUCCGCUCCAUAUCCGCAGUCCUACCAGAAGGAGCCCCGGUGGUUGACCCGAGGACGAAUAAAUUAAUAAAGAAGAGUAAAAAAACGGGUCCACCACCGCCACCCGGAGCUCCACCAGCACUACCCAUUUACGCAGCAAUGGCACCAGGUCCAUCACUGGCACCGGCUCCAGCUCCGGGUCCAGGUGGGCCCCACCAUCAUUUCGAUGGGGAAGCCCAAGUAAAAGAUUUCAUCACAACUCUACUACAUUAUGGUGGUUACAACGAAUUAGCAGAUAUUUUAGUUAAUCUUACAUCAUUAGCAACUGAAAUGGGAAGAUUAGUUUCAGAAGGGUAUGUAAUUACUGUAUUAGCUCCUAAUGAUGAAGCAAUGGCGAAAUUGACAACAGAUCAAUUAUCCGAACCCGGAGCUCCGGAACAGAUUAUGUAUUACCAUAUGAUACCUGAAUACCAAACUGAAGAAAGUAUGUAUAAUGCUGUAAGAAGAUUUGGGAAGAUAAAGUAUGAUACUUUGAGAUUACCACAUAAAAUUACAGCUGAAGAAGCUGAUGGGUCGGUUAAAUUCGGGCAAGGUGAUGGAUCCGCUUAUUUAUUUGACCCGGAUAUUUAUACGGAUGGUAGGAUCUCUGUUCAAGGGGUAGAUGGAGUUUUGUUUCCUUUGGAAGAAAAAGAUGAUAAAAUUACUAGGAUUGAUAAAUCUAGUCCUGUUAAUAAGGUUCUCACUCCUAAGGCUAGAAGAGGGAAAUUGCUGGAAACAACAUGUUGGAUGCUAGGCUCCAUGGUACAACGUUUCGAUGCUUGCCAAUGAGGGACACGCAGUCAUUAAGGCAUCACAAGAAACCACAAGAUGUAAAAUUGAUGAAAAAAGUGAACAGCUUCAGAUGAUCACAACAACAUUAGAGUGAUGUUAAUACAAUUUUUCCUUUUUUUAUCUUUUUUUUUUUUGCUUGGUUAAGCAUAUUUACAAAAUAUAUUCAAGGGUAAAAUGAAAAAUGCAUGAUAGGGGAGCCUAAAGUACUACCAUGAAAGUUGUUCCUGCAUAGCUCCCCCUUGAGGCCUGAAGAGAGACAGAGAUAAGCUGGUGUAGUUAUAAAUAUAUACAGUUAAGUAAUGUCUAAAAAAACCAAAUGUAUUUUUUUAUUUUUAUUUUUAAUUUUUUUUUCUUAUUUGUUGGUGAUAAUGGUGGUGGGGGAAUUAAUUUUGUGUGAUGGAAGAGAAGUUGGUAGGGCAAAAGUGGUAUACACAUUCAAACAACUAUGUCCUACCCCUUUCUUAAUAAAGAAAUUUGGAAAAAAACCCCAAAUAGUUGUGCAUUCCAAUAAAAAAAAUCUUGA